UAACGACAAUCCUGAAUUACACCAAUCUAAUUAAAAUAUACAUGGAAGAAAUAAGUAGAUCUAAACUUUAGUCAGAUUGGAAUUUCACAAUCGUCCAGGAAAAAAUGUCAGCUGGUUUCGUUAUUGUAGAAAAGUUAUGUCCCUUAGUUGACAAUGAUCCAUUUGUAACGUUAAUUUGGCAACGUCGAUCGGAACUUUGUAAAGAAUACUGUAGCGUUAUCAAUGGCACAUCUGGAACCACCUCUGAAUAAUGCUUUGAAGGAUGUCUCCUGGUUGUUGGGCAAAUGGAGAUCAGAGAAUGGCCAGGGAAUAUACCCAACAAUUAAACAUUUCAAAUAUGGUGAGGAAAUAGAGUUUACACAUGUAGGCCAACCAAAUUUGCAAUUUAGGGUGUUUUUGGGGAAACUUUGGAGCAAAGAAACCACUAAAAAAGGAAAAUUGGCUUUGGUUUUGAAAUUCAGCCUGCACAAACAAUGUUCUCUGAAAAUUGCUCAAAAAUUAGGUGUUUGUGAGUUAGAAGAGGGUGAAGUUAAUGGACAAGAGCUUAUAACAACAUCACAUACUGUUGGCAGAUUAUCAUUUGGAAAGGACCCAGUCACUAAAAAGAUAAAACGAACAUUCCGUAGGGAAGGUGAUUCACUACAGCAAAUAGUUGAGAUGGAAACGGACCAAACUGCAAUGACAGAACACUUGAGAAUAACAUAUAAGAAAGUGGAUUCUUAAAUGAUUUUGCCUUUAUUGCUUUACGUUUUGAUUGAUUGUGUAAAAGUCAUUAAGAACAACAAUAUAUGUAUAUAUAUAUAUAUAUAUAUAUAUAGAGAGAGAGAGAGAGAGAGAUUUUACUAUUCAUGUCAGCAUCAAACUGUGAUAAAAAAUAUUUGUACUACCCCACUUUUUGAGAGAAUCCAUAUAGACGCUGCUUUAAUAUUUGUUAAUGACCACCAUCUUCAUUUGUAGGCAGAGAAAACAACUCUGUUAUAUCUUUUGACAAAAAUUGUGUGAUGUUUUUAUUUUCACAUCUAUCUACUGCUUUGUCCGUGUACUCCAAAAUUUGGUUUGGAUUCAUUUUUAGCAAUCAUUAAAUGGACUUCUGGAAGCUUAACUAUCGAGAGCAGGUGGUGCAUAUCAGCAGGAUCAGCUGGCUGCGUGAAAAAAACUUUGAGAAAUAUAAUUAUUAAUAGUAUAUGGCAUUUCCUGUCUGUCUGUCCUUUUGCACUGCACCAUAAAAAAAUGGCUUAUGCCAUUUUUAUUAAACACAAAAGGAAAUAGCCCUUUGUUCCAAAACAGUUUCAUGUCUGUUUGUCGGUAGACAAUGCAGGAUAACUUUCUAAGGUUGUGUUUAUAUUUUGCAUAUAAGGUUUAUAUCUCAAAAGAAAACAAGAUUUAUAUUUUAGCUCAAUGAAGACCUACUCACCCCAGCAUCUGAGUCAAGAUUUUAGCAGUAAAAUGAUUUUUACUACAUGUAUAACUUCUUUAUUUUUAAGUAUCAACUUCAAAUAUAUGUUCCUUAUCUUCAACCUCAUCAUAUGUGACAAGGUUCAUAACUCUUCAAGUUUCUUGAAGCAAUAUUUUUUAGAAUUAUCUCGCCUUAAACUUAGAAUUUUUCUUUAAAAUGUUAUUUUUACUCUAACGUCAUUCUUUCAUAAGGGAUAUACUUCCGAUUUCAAAUAUUAACCACAUCAUAUGUGACAAUGUGCUUAACCCUAGCACCAAUAUUUUCACAACUAUAACCCCAUGAAUUUAGAUUUUUCUUAAAAUGUUAUCUCUUACAUUGUACUUUUUCUAACUUCUUCAAAUUUCAAGUUUGAUUGUAUAGUAUUGUAAAUGUGUGUUUUUUGAGCUCUGAGAAAAAUGCAAAAAUAUGAAUUAUUUAAAUAUUAAAGAAGUGUAAUUUUUAUAUGAGAAAA
Molecule: messenger RNA, 1907 nt
Organism: Ruditapes philippinarum (Manila clam)
Lineage: Eukaryota; Metazoa; Mollusca; Bivalvia; Venerida; Veneridae
Product: peroxynitrite isomerase THAP4-like
Exons: 5
Coding region: 223-723 (166 amino acids)
Source: RefSeq, a predicted model, not a curated record